CUGCUUCUCAGGCGAGGCCAUGCUCCGGGGAUCCAGGAAGUCACCCGGGUCCUCCUCCCUGGGGCCCAGCGGAUCGCGCCCCCUGCGGGGGGCUCUGCCCUGCUCUCCCAGGCGUGGAGGCUGCCCCCGGGAUCUGUUCUCGGCAGCCCUCGCUAACUCAGCGUCACCUGGGCGGCGGGGUGCACGGCCGCCGGGCCCGCCCGGUGAACUGCGCGGCUGCGAGUCCCCGCCCUCGCUGCGCAGCGGGCAGAGGUCCGGGCGGGCGUUUGCGCCGCAGCCGAGCGGGAGACGGAGCGCAGAAUGACAGCCAUCGCGGUGCAGGUAGCCCAGAGGCUGUUGAGCCAGAGGAGGCCCCGCCGGUCCUUCUUUGAGUCCUUCAUCAGGACCCUUAUCAUCGUGUGUAGUGCCCUGGCCGUGGUCCUCUCUUCCAUCUCCAUCUGCGAUGGGUAUUGGCUUCUGGAUGAGGACCGCCUCUUUGGGCUAUGGCACUUCUGCACCAUCACCAACCAGAGCAAGCCACACUGCCUCCGAGACCUGAGCCAGACCCACGUGCCUGGGCUCGCGGUGGGCAUGGGCCUGGCCCGCAGUGUGGGUGCCAUGGCUGUGGUGGCCGCCAUCUUUGGCCUGGAGCUUCUCAUGGUAUCCCAGGUGUGUGAGAACAUCUACUCUCGGCGCAAGUGGGCCAUCGGUUCCUGCCUCCUCCUGGUCUCCUUCAUCCUCUCCUCUGUGGGACUCCUGAGUUUUGUGAUCCUCCUCAGGAAUCGGGUCACACUCAUCGGCUUCACCUUGAUGUUUUGGUGUGAAUUUACCGCCUCGUUCCUCUUCUUCCUGAAUGCUGUCAGUGGCCUUCAUAUCAACAGCAUUACCCAGCCCUGGAACCAACUAGGGGAAUUCUAGGGCCCUCUCUGGAGACCUCUGUUUCUACAAGAAAGUGUGAGCAAGAUGAGACUUUUCCAACAUGUGACUUUUGAUGGGAAUGGGGUGGUACUAUGACCUUGAAGCUGCUGCCUUUUAGCCAGUAAGCUCUGGGUUGUCUGCCAGAAAUGGCCUGGGGUCCUCUACAACUGGUGGCCAGGGGCAGAAGACAGGAGUGUGCCUCUGUACCAGCAGCUGCACAGGUUUGGCUAAGCUAUUAGGGUGUUGAUUUCAAAAGAAAGAAAGUAUUACCACUCUCUCCUUGAGUUUCUUCUCUGGAUUGGGAUCAAUUUAGAAGUAAAUCCUGUAACUCGUCCGUAGGCUGGCUAUUGAGAUAAGUACUGUUCACACCUAUUUUAUUGACUGUGUACAGCGGGUCUUUGGGGCUCCUGAAGUUGCUAAGAAUGGAUCUGGAUUGUUUUUCUAUGUUAAGGGACCGGUCGGUACCUAGCAUUUUUUUCUACCAGCUUAAGGAAUCUUUGCACACAUUUCCCUGACUCUUGCAGAAAUCUUUUAGAAUGUCUUACAUAUAAUAGGUUUUCAAACCAUUUGACUUGAUUUCUCCCCUGCCCUUUUGGGGUAUUUCACAAACCCCAGGUACCCCAGCUUCUAGCAGUGGGCUGUCUGUUGGGGCCCUGGCUGUCAGAGCAUUUCCUUGAGCAGGGGCCCUCCAAGGGGCACCCUGCUUACUUCCAACACGAUCCCCUCGGAGGCCAGUGUGCAUGUGUGCCAGUUUGAGAGUGUAGCUUUUAUAAGAUCAUUUGGCCUCGGGGCACCAUUUUUGAUCCUAGAACCAUUUUAAAAAGCACAUAGUUGGACCUGAUGGACUCCUCAGGGGGUGCAAGUCCUUGGGUAAUGAUUAACUAUCAUCCUGGGGAUGAGUGGAGACCAAGGGGGUUAAGAACCAGUGGAGAUUUCCAUCCUUGUGGGCAGAUCUGCAUUUUCAUCACCUUGUCUCCUGUCUAGUAGUUUCUCUGCCUAGAAAAGGUGAAGAUUUUGACCAUUUUAUUCUAACACCCCAACUGGUAAAUUCUGGCUUCCACUUACUACACAGGGCUUUGGUCUCUGCCCUAUCCUUGUCAUUGCAGGUCCCUUCUUGUGCUGGGCAUCUGUAUCUACCUACCUUUAUGGUGAUUCUUACUAUUUUUCUUUCCUUGAGAUGAGGUCUCCCUCUGUUGCCCAGGCUUGUCUUGAACUCCUGGGCUCAAGUGACCCUCUCAUCUCAUCCUCGUCAAGUUUAGGUAUGUGCCACCUUGUCUAGCUCCUCUAUGGUGAUUUUUAAAAAAUCUUUAUUCCAAGAUGCAGAGUCACAAGGGUAUGAAUGCAAGGUCAAACCAGGAUGUAGGGAGCCCAUGGAGAUCACCUGAAACGUUUGCUGCUAUUGCUGCUGUUGUUUAUGGUGCUGGGGACCAACCAGGACAUGCUAAGCAUGUGCUCUACCAUUAAGCCUCAUCCCUAGCCCCACCUGAGAGUUUCUGUGGGCUGCUUGGAUUUGCAGAAAGCAGAGCUCAUCACCCACACGGGCGGGAACUCACCUGGGAAGCGGGAAUCUGCGGCAGUCUGUAAGGUGCAAGAGGACACCCACCUUGUCUGCAGGGAAAAGAGGAAUAAAGUGGAGCUGCCCACCCUCCA
This is a messenger RNA of Chinchilla lanigera (long-tailed chinchilla), 2547 nucleotides long. It is a transcript of the gene Tmem37, whose product is annotated as transmembrane protein 37. The transcript has 2 exons. The record is from RefSeq and is a predicted model, not a curated record. Gene Ontology annotation, cellular component: membrane. Lineage: Eukaryota; Metazoa; Chordata; Mammalia; Rodentia; Chinchillidae. Bases 301 to 897 code for a protein of 198 amino acids. Gene Ontology annotation, molecular function: calcium channel activity; voltage-gated monoatomic ion channel activity.